UCCAGACGUCUAUGCAUCUGACUGACAUUUAUUGUAAAAUUGCCUAUUUGUUUAUAAUUUUUAGAUCGAUUAAUAGUUGAAAUCAUAUUGGGAAACACCUAAUGGUCAUCAAAAAAUAUUAAUAUGCCUUUAGCAAAUGCAUUUGAACCAUGGCAAGUUCAACACGCCGAAACGGAGCUUUUGGAAUUUCAAGAACGAUAAGAAUUUUAUCUUCGCAAUCUGGAGAAGGAGAUGAAGCUCAAAAUUCAGAUGAGGGUCAUGGUAAUGAGGGAGAACAUGAAAUUGAACUUGGGGAGGUCAUCAGGGAUGGUCAUGAAAAGACAGACCCAGGUCAGUUUGAACUCCUCAAAGUCCUUGGAGAGGGUUCCUUUGGAAAAGUUUUCCUUGUACGUAAAGUGGUUGGCUCAGAUGCUGGUAUGUUAUAUGCCAUGAAAGUUCUACGGAAAGCAACAUUAAGAGUUAGAGAUAGAUAUAGAACAAAAAUGGAGCGUAACAUCUUAGUUGAUGUUGAGCAUCCCUUCAUUGUUAAACUUCAUUACGCUUUCCAGACAACUGGAAAAUUGUAUUUGAUACUUGAUUUUCUUAGAGGUGGUGACCUAUUCUCAAGACUGAAUAAAGAGGUAAUGUUCACUGAGGAGGAUGUGAAAUUUUAUUUAGCAGAGUUAGCCUUAGCAUUGCACCAUCUUCAUACCAUUGGAAUUAUAUAUAGGGAUUUAAAACCAGAAAAUAUACUUCUUGAUGCUGAUGGGCACAUUGCUCUUACUGAUUUUGGUUUGUCAAAGAUGCCAUUAGAAGAAGAAGAAGGAAAAACUUAUAGUUUUUGUGGAACGGUGGAGUAUAUGGCUCCAGAGGUAGUCAAUAGAAAAGGACAUUCUUUUGCUGCUGACUGGUGGUCAUUUGGAGUCCUCAUGUAUGAAAUGCUUACUGGUAGUUUACCAUUUCAAGCAGCAAAUCGUAAAGAUACUAUGACUCAAAUUCUGAGGGCAAAGUUGGCCAUGCCUGCUAAUUUGAGUCCGGAAGCUCAAAGCUUGUUGAGGGUUCUCUUCAAGAGAAAUCCAAGUAACAGAUUAGGAGCAGGACCUGGAGGAAUAGAGGAUUUCAAGAAACACGAAUUUUUUGCCACAAUUGACUUUGAUGCUUUACUUGCUAAAAAAGUUAGGCCUCCUUUUCAACCAGCAGUGUGUGGUCCAGAAGAUGCAUAUUUUGAUUCUGAAUUUACCAGUAAAACUCCUAGAGAUUCACCUGGUGUACCUGCAAGUGCCAAUGCCCAUGAAUUAUUUAGAGGUUUCAGUUUCGUUGCUCCCUGCCUAAUGGAAAACGGAACUGUUGUGAAACAAAAAUUCGAGACACCAUCUAAAUCUGUGAGAACUACUGAGAAGAAUUUCUUUGAUGAUUAUACUCUUAUGGACGUGUUGGGAUGUGGUAGUUACAGCAUAUGUAAAUUAGCAAGACAUAAUGCAACAAAUCAACAGUAUGCAGUGAAGAUUAUUCAGAAAUCAAUGUGCGAUUGUAGAGAAGAGGUGGAAAUUCUUUUACGUUAUGGUCAUCAUCCUGGAAUUGUUAGCUUGAAAACAGUUUUUGAAGAUGCUGGAAAAGUUUAUAUGGUACUUCAGCUAUUACGCGGUGGAAAUUUAUUGGAUUACAUGAUGAAGAGACGUUUUCUGCAAGAAAUCGAAGCUGCGGCGAUAUUGAGAUAUCUUGUUAAUGCUGUUGCCUAUCUACAUGAGAAUGGGGUUGUACAUAGAGACCUCAAACCAACCAAUAUUCUGUUUGCCAAUGAGGAUUGUACUCCUGAAAGUGUUACUAUCUGUGAUAUGGGAUUUGCAAAACAGUUGAGAGCUGGUAAUGGUCUUCUUAUGACGCCAUGUUACACAGCUAACUAUGUAGCUCCAGAAGUGUUGAAGAGACAGGGAUAUGAUGCAGCCUGUGAUAUUUGGUCUCUAGGUGUUAUCUUAUUUAUAAUGCUCUCAGGUCGGUGUCCUUAUAGCACAGCGCCAAAUGAUAGCCCACAACGUAUUUUAGACAGAAUAAAUACAGGAAAACUAGAUUUGCAGAGUGGCCAAUGGGUGUUUGUCUCUCAAGAGGCCAAAGCUCUGGUGGUUGAAAUGUUGCACAUAUCACCCCAAAGAAGACCGAAUGCUGCACAAAUCGCCAACCAUCCUUGGGUCAGGCAAGCAUGUGGUGUUGUCAUUCCGCAUAAUAUGAAUAUGCAAUUUCCAAAUCAGUUGGAGAACCAGGUGGUACCUUGCGAUGAGAGUGUUCAUUUGAGAGAGACUGUUGCCGCCACUUUCAGAGCAAUUGCUAGUUCUCCUCAGGUAGCACAUCGCUUAGGCCCUGUAGCAAUGUCUGAACUAGCGAGGAGGCGGCUCAGGGAUAAAAAGCAAAUGAGGUUAUAAAUGCGCCUGUCAAUUAUCCAACAGAUGUUGAAGUUGUUGAAAAAAUUUUGUUAUAGAAAUUUUUCGAGGGAAAUGAAAAGUGUCAGAAUUUGGUGAACAUAUAUGUUAUAUUUUUUUUCAAAUUCAGUAUUAGUGUGGUAGGUUCUAGAUUUUGAGUGUCUACAUGCACAUUGGAGAUAUCAUUUCAUUACCGGAUAUAAGGGAGUCUCUUUGGAAAAAAGUACUAUUUGGUCAAUUAUCAACCUGAAAAAUAUUUAUUGCUUAUCGUAAUUUUAUGAUUCAAAAAUAAUUUCUUUCUGUUGUAAUCUCUUUUUGUUGGUUGUUAUGAAUUGACAUGAUGAUUUAAACUUGUUUUUUAUAAUUCUUCAAUUUCUCAAUAAAAAUAUCCCAGUUGAUAAAAAUACUAUAAAUUCAUUACAAUGCACCAAAAUAUAGAAGUUACGGUAAUCAUCUUGACAAUUUAAAAUAGUAAAGUAGCUUGAACUGGAAUAAUUUAUUAUUUUCUGAUCCUCAGUUUAUGGGAACUAAUAAUUGAUUUUAGUAAGAAUUUUUUGCUCACAGGUCAAAAAAUAAGUCUGCCAAUAGAAUUAUCAGAGAAUGCAGUUCUGAACUUAUCAAGUUGUAGUUGAUACAAAUUGUAGGUUAUCUGUGCUCUAAAUAUUAUUGUUCGCGUGAAUCUUGAAUACAUAUAUUUCCUUAUCGUGUAUAUAUAGUAGUUGGAUCUAUUUUUGACAUCAGUAAUAACACAUUAACGAUUAUAUAUAUAUGAUGAUACCCAUGAGAUGAAAUCUAUAUAAAUAUAAAUGUAUGAAAUCUUAACCAAGUUAAAACCUUCCAGUCUUAGCACAAUAAAUGAAAUUGAUUCAGGAGAUCGAAUUUUGAUCGAAAAUAUAUUUUCAAACCUGAUUUUAUCAGAUGCUUUGCAGGCUUGUUAUGUGUUUGCAAUUGGCCCAGUACUUUCGGAUUUCCAAAAUUUGUGCUGCAGCACUUUUCGAAAAUUUUGAUUUUAAUGGCCCUGAUAAAUCUGUGAGUACACGUUGUACUAUCGAAAGAAUGAAUACUUAGAUAAUAUAUUGAGUUGUGACUCUCGAAAAUGAAGAUAUAAGUUAGCCCAGCCCAUUUGUUUUGUUUUGUCGAAAAUGAGUAGAAAAGUUUCAAUAUAUUUAUGUAGACUUGUGCCGUAAAUAUUUUCACGGUAAUUCUCCUAAUUUUCCGAAAAAUCUAAAUUUCGGAAAAAAGAUUAACCAGCACAUGCGUUUUUCCUUGUCGAAAAUUUUUCUGUAUAGAAUCUGUGCUGACUUGUGCCGAUCAGUGUUGGAGAAAAGCUUACAAUCUCACUCUCAAAUGUUGGAAAUCAAUAGCUUGUUUGAAAAUCAUUAAACAUGGCAAGAGGCCUGAGAUUCAGUACGUUGAGGAUCGCAACAUUCCGCAUUCCGACAAUAGUCGCAUUCCUAAAAAAUCUGUUUCGUGUUUCAGUUACAGAGCUGCCAAAAUUCAACUUUCGGUUGUGUUCGGAGGGUUGCGAUUCUCAAGGUUCUGAAUCUAACUCUGUUGCCAAGUAAAAUGAUUUUCAAACAAUUAACUACUUUCUCUAAUUUCGAUUUGAAAGUAACGGUCGGAAAUUUUUCUCAAAUGUGAAAGGCACAAAUUAAGCACAACCAUAUGAAAAAAAAAUUGUCGAAGAAAAACGUUGGGAUAACUUUUUCCCGAAAUCUUUAUUUUUCGGAAAAAUAGCAAAAUUUUCGAAAAGUUCAUACACAUAUAGCGCCAUUUUUUUGCACAUGUUUUCAUUAAGAAAAAACGAAGAGCUGGGCCAACGUUUUUUCAAUUCGGCGAUUUCUCGGCAAAUCCGACGAAUUUUCCUGAAAAUAUAUAGGGAUCUUUAUUUUUUUUCAUUUUCGAUUUCCCGGGAAAUGAGAGGGGCUUUUGCAAAAAUCCGAAUGGCACCACUCGGUAAAUGUUCAGUCUAAUUCAGCCGUUAAAACCCAAAAUAUCAAAAAGUGCCCAUUUUAUGCAUUAUGUGGAUUAUCCUGAGAACCUUCUGGAAUAAAAAAAAUAUUUCAAUGACACAAAGCAGAAAACCUAUCACAAUUCAGCACAAAAAAAAUUGAAAAUGGAUAUGUAUUGUGCCAACUUCACACACAUAGAUUUGUUAACUGCCCCAAUCUAUAAUAUCGCCUUUCAUUGUGUAAAGAAAGAAUUAAAUGAUACUAGUAUAGGCUUUCAUUCGUGUGUAUAAUAAAAUUAAUUCAAUGUUCGUUUUCACUAAUUAUAAUUAUUGGAAUGAGAUGCUAUCAUUAUGAUGAUGAUCAUGACAAUGAUGAGAAUUAAGGACAUAUUCUGAACUUCUUCAUACUGCCCUUUUAACAAACACUUCUCCAUGCUAUGUUUUAGUAGCAAUACUAUAAGAUAAAUAAAUCACCAUGAUUUCUUCCAGUUUAGAUAUUGAAUCAGUCCAGCAACUUAUAUAGAUCGUGGUUUUUCACCAAACAGAAUUUGAUGGAUAAGUUGUGAUUGUCAUCAUAUUCGCCACUAAAUUUAAAAAAAAAUCAGCAUUAUUGUAUACAUAAUGAUAAUAGUUAUGCCAGUAAUGUUAAACAAUUUCUAGUCAUUUAAGCUAAUACCUGUUACUAUUUCCUCUUGAACUAUAAUUCUGCAUUUCUGAGUAUCUAUCUGUUUUAAUUUUUGUUUGUUAUUCAAUAUACUACUGAGACUUGUAUUUAUCUUUAUUAUAAAUAAUUGAAGAUUGCGAUUAGAUUCGAUAAUGAAUGUGCACAAAAUCAACUCUUGAAUAUUAAUUUUGAAUAUUUUCUAUAGAAAUUUGUAUGACGUGAUUUCAUUUCUGCCAUAACUUGUGUUCCUUUAGCGAGAAUUGAUAGGCAUAAGGAUGUAUAUUGUUAUUAACUUAUUCAUAUGUAGCAUGUCAGUGUUUACAUGAAAUAUAAGUAGUUGUAACUAUUCCUGAACGAACUGUUAUAACAUUUUAUUGGGCUGAGUUGUGUAACUCAAGAGUAAUCGAAUUUUUUGAAAAAAUUGUCAGCAUAGGGCCUCAAUAAACUGAACUUGAUGUAUAUUUUUAUUAUAUGAAAUGUUUAUAUUUGCAUACAAUUUUUAAUGUAGUUUGAAAUGAAUAAAGGAAAAACUCUCUUGUGUUGUUGA
Molecule: messenger RNA, 5555 nt
Organism: Coccinella septempunctata (seven-spotted ladybird)
Lineage: Eukaryota; Metazoa; Arthropoda; Insecta; Coleoptera; Coccinellidae
Gene: S6kII
Product: ribosomal protein S6 kinase 2 beta
Exons: 12
Coding region: 150-2396 (748 amino acids)
Biological process (GO): intracellular signal transduction; protein phosphorylation
Molecular function (GO): ribosomal protein S6 kinase activity; magnesium ion binding; ATP binding
Source: RefSeq, a predicted model, not a curated record